AUGGAGAGUCCAAGGGUAUUGGAGCCCUUCCAGCCAUCAGAGCCCGACACGUGGGAAGACUACGUCGAACGCUUCGAGUUCUUCGCAGAGGCUCAAGGGAUCACCGAUGCCAGCAAAAGAAGGGCCACAUUCCUGAGCUACUGUGGGCCUGAGACCUUCAAGCUGGCCAAGGCAUUGCUUGCUCCAGCGAAGCUAAGUGAGACAUCUCUCAAAGAUAUUCUUGCCUGCCUAACAAGCCACUUGGCGCCUACUGAGACCAAGAUGGCUCGGCGGAUGGAGUUUCAUAAGAGGCAGCAGCAUGCUGGGGAGUCUGUAUCUGCAUUUCUGGCUGAACUGCGGAAGCUCGCUCAGCACUGCGACUUCCAAAAUCUGGAAGAGACUCUCCUGGAUCGGUUUAUCGGUGGUCUGAGCAGCAAGAAGGCCAGAAGACGCAUCGUGGCUAAAGAAGAGGUUACCCUUGCUUCAGCCUUGAAGGAGGCCACCGCCACGGAGAAUUAUGAAAGAGAGGAGCUUGAUGCCAGUCGCAAGGCCCCUAAGCCACAGAUAGAAGUUGCGCAUGCCAUGGACGAGCUAGAGGCUACUCCGAGCCAGAGCCCAGUCCGUGGGGUCGAGUCAGUGAGUCAGGCCUGCACAGUGCACAAAGAUCACCGAGGCAGGUGCCCAGGUUGUGGCGGAAACCAUGAGCGGAAGAGUUGUCGUUUCCGGGAUGCUAUGUGCCGGACGUGCGGGAAGACAGGUCACAUCGCCAGGGUCUGUAGAUCGGCGGCGUUGGGAGCGACAGGAGCACCUAGACCGGAGCAUCGCAGACCGCCCGCAGCAACCCAUUUUCUAAAGGACUGCCACUACGUUACGGAGAUCAACGGGAGGGUCGUGCAGUUCCCAGCACAAGGCAAGGCACACGUCAAGGUGAAGAUUGAGGGUCAGCAGUGCGACAUGGAGGUGGACUCCGGAUCUGGAUUCACUAUCGUGUCGGACCAGACCGCGAGGACAUUCUUCCCCAGGGGUAAGUUGCCCCCUCUGGAACCCUUCCCGGCAACCUUGCAGUCAUACUCAGCGGGCCGCAUCCAUGUUAUGGGAAUGUGUGCCGUGAGAGUACAGUUCCGGGACAAACAGGCUGUACUCAAACUGGUGAUUGCGAAGGGCAGUCGCCCCAGUCUCCUGGGCACUGACUGGUUCCCCGCCCUGGGACUGAGUAUAUCAGGGCUUAAUUCAAUCCAAACCUGCCCUGAGAUGAGCGAGGCAUUAUGCAAAGAAUUUGCUGGUCUCUUUAAUGGAAAACUGGGUUGUUAUAAAGGGCCCCCAGUUGACUUCGAGUUGGACCCUGGGGUGGCCCCAAUCCGACUCAAACCAAGGCGAGUGCCAUUUGCACUGCAACCCAAGAUCGAAGCAGAGCUGGAUAAAUUGGUCAAGCAGGGAGUUCUCUCACCCGUGGACUCUGCUAAGUGGGAGACUCCAAUCGUCACGCCCCUUAAAGCAAAUGGGGAAGUCAGGAUCUGUGCAGAUUACAAAUGUACUAUCAAUAAGGCACUCAGGGAAACUCAUACCCCAUUCCAGUCGUAUCACAUCUGUUGGCUAAACUGGCUGGGGGCAAGGUGUUCGCCAAAAUUGACCUGGCACAAGCUUACCAACAGCUGCCAGUAACCCCACAAUCAGCGGAAGCACAGACUAUUGUCACACAUAAAGGGGCGUUCAGAGUUAACAGAUUACAAUUUGGAGUUUGUGUGGCCCCAGGGAUUUUUCAAGGGCUCAUGGAACACCUGUUAAGAGGUCUGCUGGGGGUCUUGCCAUUUUUUGAUGACGUUUUGAUUGCUGGAAAAGACCCACAGGAACUGGUUGCGCGUGUUCGUGCAGUGUUGCUCAAGUUCAAGGAGGUGGGGUUGCAACUGAAAAAGGAAAAAUGCAGUUUUGGGGUGCCAACUGUGGAUUUCUUGGGGUUUAAAAUUGAUGCAUCAGGCAUCCACCCCACAGAUGCUAAGAUUAAGGCCAUCAUCGAGGCGCCACGACCACAGAACAAGACGGAGUUGCAGUCAUUCCUGGGACUUAUUAACUUUUAUCAUUCGUUCUUACCCCAGAAAGCUUCGGUAGCUGAACCAUUACAUAGACUGUUGCAGAAAAAGACUGUGUGGCGAUGGGGGCAGGGGCAGCAGAAGGCUUUUGACUCCUUGCGAGGAAUGCUGAGUAGCAGGAGUGUCCUUGCUCAUUAUGACGAGUCAAAGCCUCUGGUCCUGGCAUGUGAUGCCUCUCAAUACGGCCUGGGGCGGUGCUAAGUCAUAGGGAACCGGAUGGGUCGGAAAAGCCCAUCUCUUUCUAUUCCCGUACGUUGUCGCCCACGGAGCGCAACUAUGCUCAAAUUGACAAAGAGGCGCUUGCAAUUGUGGCAGGAAUCAAAAAGUUCCAUGAUUAUGUGUACGGUCGCCAUUUCUACAUUGAAACGGACCACAAGCCACUGUUAGGGUUGUUCAACCCGAACAAACAAACGCCACAAAUUCUCUCCCCCAGAAUGUUACGUUGGUCUAUAUUCCUGAAUGGGUUCCAGUACACCUUGACCCAUGUGCCGGGAAACGGUUGUGCCACGCGGAUGCGCUGAGUCGAUUGCCCCUUCCUGGCGGGAGCACUGAGGAUCCUGCUCCAGCGGAGCACAUAAUGAUGCUGGAAACACUUCCGGGGGCUCCUGUAACGGCUACUGAUAUAGCUGAGAAAACGAGGAAAGAUGCUGUUCUCUCCCGUGUGCUCACUUGGGUGGGGAGGGGGUGGCCAGGUGGUCCGCAUGAAGACAAAUUCAGGCCUUAUGCGACUAGGCAGCACGAGUUGUCCAUGCAUAAGGGUUGUCUCCUGUGGGGAGAUAGGGUGAUCAUCCCAGCACCACUGAGAAACAGGGUUCUUGAGACGCUUCACAUGGGACACCCGGGAAUGGUCAGGAUGAAGUCGCUAGCCCGAUGUUAUGUGUGGUGGCCUGGAAUGGACCAGAACAUAGAACAAUGGGUACGAACAUGCAAGGCAUGCCAAGAGGUGCGGCCAGAAGUGGCCAGAGCACCAGUCCACUGGUGGGAGCAGUCCAGAUCUCCCUGGAGCCGGCUGCACUUAGAUUUUGCUGGGCCAUUCCAAGGAAAGGUCUUUUUGGUUAUCGUUGAUGCAUAUUCCAAAUGGUUAGAAGUGGCGAUGGUCCCUAGCAUGGCAUCAGCUGCCGUCAUCAAGGUGUUGAGGCAGCUGUUUGCAACCCACGGGUUACCUGAGACCAUUGUAUCAGAUAAUGGGGCAGCUUUUGUAUCCCAAGAAUUCAGGGCAUUCUUGGCUGAUAACUUCAUAAGAGGGGUCACAUCCGCGCCCUUUCACCCAUCCUCCAAUGGGCAGGCUGAGCGCAUGGUAAGAACAGCCAAAGAAUCCAUUGCGCGCUUAAUGGAGGGUAACUGGUCAGCUCGCAUCGCGCGAAUGUUAUUUUUGCAGCAUGCGACGCCGUGUACCGCAACGGGCAAGUCGCCAGCUGAGCUGCUCUUGGGUAGGAGACUAGUAACGGUGCUGGAUUAUGUCCACCCGGAUAAAAUGCCAAACCAUAAUUCAAGAGCAACCCCCCAGGCUGAGACUGACACAACAAGGUAUCUCGCCCCUGAAGAUCUGGUCUGGGUGAGGAACUAUUCACGAGGUUCGCGGUGGGUGGCUGGUGUGGUCACCCGGGCUAGUGGACCUGUGUCCUAUUAUGUGACCUUGGAAAAUGGGCAAGUGUGGAAGAGACAUAUAGAUCAGCUGAGGCGCCGGGCGCUCAGCAGGGAGGAGCCAGAUAAUUCAUCCCUGGCUAACGACGCAGAGCUGCAAGACCAGAGUGAAAAUGGCCCAGAGGUGCAAUCACCAGGGGCUUUAACAAAUGAACCAGGGUCUGCUAGUCCUCACGAUGACGAGGUACAGAUAGGGGACCCUGAGAUGUCGGGGACUCCAUCUGUUCCUGACGAAACCCCUAGAGCAGCCCCUCUACCACAGGUAACACCCAAUCCAGAACCUGCAACACCUGUUGUCAGGAGAUCAAGUAGAAGUUGUAGGCCCCCACAGUACCUGAGAGAUUACGUCUGCUGUGCUCACUAGGGGGGAAGGGGUGUUGUGUAUUGAGUCAAAGGAUUUUAUAUCUGUAUUAUUAUUGUCUGUAUUUGCAUUAGGGUAAAGUAACUGCCUUUUGGUUCCAGAGGGUACAGCUACUAUUGGUUCAUUUAAGCUGCUGUAUUUGGAUCCUCUGUCUUAUUGGUUCCCUCCAAAAGGCAGGACUGUGAUUGCCUGAUAUUGUUCCCUCCAAAAUGUAUCCUUUCUUGCUAGUUCCCUGUCCCUAUAAAUGUAGCUUUCCUCUCCCCAGUCUUCAGUCUUGUUGCUUUAAUAAAGAAGUGUUACUAGAGAACUGUCUCCAGCAUGUUAUAUCAGGAGAGCUGAAAUCACAAACCCCACGUCACAACAGUAGGUAUGCUUUCUGAGAUCAUCAGUCACUGCUCUUAAGAGAAUCGUCUUUGGUCCAACGAGAAUUUUAUCCAUACACAACGCUUUUAAAACAAAAUUGAUGCUCAAUGACUCCUGUUAACAAUGAAGGUCAACAACAGGAGUGUCACAUAUCAUCAUUCAAUAAAGGAAAGCAGGACUUGGCAAGUUUAUACUAACUUUUACACCUAUAUUGCUACUGCUUCCUAUUAGCCAGCUCACAAAAAUUACUAAUCACGCAAUUCAGCCAGCUUGCCAAAAAGGGAAAAAGCUAAAUCAGCUAAAAUUGUGAGAGCUCGGCUUCUAUCUGUUGAAGCUCAUUUUUUGAGAUGUCAAUCUUUUUCUGCAAGACCAACUGUGAUAAACCUGAUCUUUGAUCAACAGUUCUUAAAACAUUGGAUCUUGGCCAGAAUCCAUCUGUUGCUCAGCCCAGGCUCCGAUUCGUACUGCCAUGAAACUUCUGAAGAACUGUAAAUGUCAAUGGAAAGGUGUUAAGCUCAUAAGCAUUACCAUCUAAAUCUUCCUAUCUUUCCAGCUGAGCUAAGCAAAAGGUUAAAUGCUCCCCGUGGAGCUUACCCUUCCAAAAAAACGACACCAUUCAGGAAUCUCUGUUUCCGUGUAUUAGGACAAUCCAAUCCGUUUCAGAGGGAGAGGGUGAAAUUCCGAACCGGAACAAAGGGAAUGCGCCAAAUCCUUUAGAUCUGGAUCAGGAAAAUGUUGCGGCCCAUAUUCAAAUGUCCAUAGGUUACAAUAAUCUUUGGAGGCUCUGCUUUUGGUCCCAUGUACGAAAAAGGUAUGGUUGGGAGUGGGGACGGACUCAAAAAGGGCCUUCUCUGCAGCUAUAGAAUUCUCCUGGCUAUAGAAUUUGAUAGUAGUAGUAAAUUUCAUAGUUUAACUCCAUACGUUAACUACCUUUUAUUUGUCUUGAACCUCCAGCUCAUGUAGCCCUCUCCUUUUCUCACAAGGGGAACAAUACAAAUGUAUUAUUAGGAGUGUUCUGGUGAAUAUCUGCAUAUGAGCACUGAUUGCACAGCAUGACUUGAACCCUUCUCUCCUGGGGCGCUCAUGCCACCUUUCUUGCCUUCUACUGCUAGAUUAUGGUGAUACCUGGGCAUUAUAAUAGUUGUAUGGUCCCAGUUGUUUGCCUUGGCUUUUUAGAGCUACCUGCACACACUGGAGCCCAGGAGUUUGUGUCUUUAUUGUUCUCUUUCCGAUUGCCCUAGUAGUGCAUUGUAUGUAGAGGGUACAUGAGGGUGGAUGGUAUCAGGUGUUGAUUGGCCAUUGGUGUACAUUGAUUGAUGCCUCAUUUUCAUGGCUUAUCUGAAGGUAGUGUGCAAAACGGUGAUCAGGGAUUAGCACUAGAUGGGCUUAAAUCUGACAGUGUUGCUACACGGAUGCUUGUUUAUGCUGUCGUCUGUUCGGCUUAGCAGUUAGCUCAGUAUAAGAUUGCACCAUAGCUAGUGUCAGUGUAGCAUCGCUGCAGUGACCAUCAGCUUGGGGAACAAUAACAUUGCCCUGCCAUCUAAUAAUUCGGUCAGAUUCUUAAUCAGCAGGGAAGGGUUGUUGCCUUUUUAUUAUUGUACAAUACCUAGUGUUAUAUUUAACUGCUUGAGAGUAUCAUAACCAAGCAUUGUUUUCAGUGUAGUAGAAUCUGUAAGUAGUGAUGGGGAAGAAAUUUGAUUCAGGUCUUAUUUGAAACUGAAUCCAUCAAAUUUAUCCUUUCCAAAACAAUAUACAAACCAAAACACAGCUAACAUUUAAAAUUUGCACUUAACCUGAAUUUUGUUAUGCACUUCGCCAACCAAUGUUUGCAAACAUGCAUAUAUUUGGGGGAAGCGUGCAUAAAAAUGAAUAUACUUGUGAAAAUAACACACUAACAUGCAUUAUAUUAAAGAAAAUUGCUUGCAGAACUGUGUACAUUGGUCAAAACUGCAUAUUAGGAGAAAUUUGCAAAAAGGUACUGAUGAAUUUUUGUGAUUUUUUUUUAAACCCGCAAAUUGUAAAAUGUGGGGAACUGAAAAUGAAUGGAAAAAAUGAGAAACUGAGAGAACUGAAAUCAACAGAUCCUUCCUAAUCCUAACCCCUGCUUUUUCUAGUUAUUUUUGAACAACUCGCUUGCCCAUAAGAUCUGAGGAUCAUCCAAAACUUUUAGAUAACUGGAAGCUCAUUUUAAAAAGGAGUGUUGUUUACAUAUGAUUACAGACUGACAAGGAAAUACCUUUGAGACUCAUACCAAAUUCAAGACGAUCAGGACACCAAGACAGCUAAAGAUCAGGUAAGUGGAAACAUACUAAACACAAUUUGUUUUGCACAUUGGUGUUCAUAUAAAGCUAAUAGAAUUAAACAAUCAUUUCCUUGUCAGGUGCUUCCUUCAGCUGAAAUUUUGAAUUUUGACCUGAGGAAUAGUUGCAGGCGCAGACCUUCAGUGCAAUGUUUGUCAUUAAUACACACCUUUUCUUCGGAUGGGGUUUAUGGGCCUGUCAACAUCAGCAACCUAGUGUGUGUGUGCAUCACAUGUGCUCACCUCUGAGAUCUGCAAGUUUCAUUCUUAACUCACCGAGAAAAUGGGACAUGACACUCAGCACUAUGGGACAUUCAAUCAUUUCUGACCCACUUGCACACUUGGCUUGUCAAGGCCAGGCGGAUGAGGGAUCAGCCAGUUUUUAACAUUAUUGCACACUGUGCUGGGAGUAAGAGAGGGUUUAUUAUGUCUUUACUUUAAGGAGAGGGGAAUGUGGCUGUACAACAGGAAAGAGUGGGGGAAAGCUCAAGCAGAUUAAAUGGUUAUUAAUGAAUAUAUGAGGAGGUGAGGAAAGCCUUGUAGACUAAUUGCCCGUCUCGUCAAGCACCCUGUUUUCAUCAGCGACUAGCCCAGGGCUUCAGGGAGGCCCACAAGCAGGGCACAAAGACAAGAGGCUUCCCCCAUCAUUUGCCCCCCAGCAAAAUGGCAUUCAGAGUCACAAAAUUCAAGCUUUAAAAAUGUUAGACAAAUUCAUGGAGGCUAAGGCUACCAAUGGCUACUAGACAUAAUGGCUAUGUUCUGCUUCCACUGUUGGAGGCAAUAGGCUUCUGAAUACCCAUUGUUGGGCAUUCUCAGGUGGGAUUGCUUUCAUGUUCUGCUUGUAGGCUUUGCAUAAGCAUCUGGUUGGCCACUUUGAGAACAGGAUACUGGGCGAGGUGUGCCUUUGGCCAGCCUUGUUCUUCUUUUAUUCCUAUAAUGGCCUCUGAACUUGGAGGUUGCAUUUCGCUAUCAUGGCUAAUCGCCAUUUAUCGACCUCUGCUCCAUGAAUAAGGCCAUCUAAGCCAGUGGACAUGACCAUAUAUAUUAUGAGUUAGUUAACUGCUGGCUUGAUUAAGUACUGCCUUUUCCCUUGCCAGAAUCUAUUAGCCCUCAUCUUUGUGGGAUGACCUUGAGAAGAAGUCAAAGUCUGGCUUUACCACUUAUUCCAUCUUAUUCAUAAAUACAGAAUCAGGUCCCUUCCCCCUUAGGAGCCUCAGAUGCUUCACCUUUUCUUUGUACAGAUAGUGUCUAAGCCACUGGAUUAUUUGGGCUCCCCUUUUCUGUACCCUUCCAUAAAUAAAGCACCUUGUUUAAGAUGCCGCAAACUGGAUUAUACACAGUAUUCCAAAUAUAGCUACCCCAUAGAUUUAUAUAAAGACAUUUUCAUACUAGACAUUUUAGUUACAGUCCCUUUACCAGUAAUGGUAAAUAGAAGAAUGUGACCUUUUCAGUAUCGCCAUAUCCUGAUUUAAUGUUUCCACUGAUUUCCCCUGUGCAAUUAUUUACACAGAAUCUCAUUUGCCAUAUUGCCAAUCUCCCUGCCAGACAUUCAAACAGCAGCCACUGUUUAGCAUGCCUAAGGGGAGGAGCUAUAGUUUAGUUGUAGGGAGAUGUAGAAGGGACUGUAGCACUUAAAUAAUUGUCUUCAGUGGCCUGCUUUACAUGUAAUGCUAAACUGUGGUUUAUUAAACCAUGGCUUAGCAGCAUAUGCAAACCCACCCAGCAGCUUAACUAAGCUUUCUUAAUUAUGGUUUAUGAUUGCUAGUUAACCAAAGUCUGAAGCUGGUCCAUAAACCUUAGUUCAUGUUAACCACAACUUAGUGUUACACGUGUACCUGGACCUCCUCCUUAACUUUGUUUACGGAUCCAGCAUUGACCCCAAGGUUAUAGAGCGAAGGGUGGCAAAAAGUUCAAACUGCUUUCAUGGCUCGGCUGCUCUCACUGGUGCCUUUUAACUAUUCUGUGAUGUAAUAAACCAAGGUUUCAGUGAGUAGCCAUGGUUUAUAUGCAAAUCCAGCCAGUGUUGUCUAUUCAGAACCAUACCAUCACAGGCACCUACAAUUUAUAGUAUUUUUCAUGAGCUUCCCUGAUAUGCAUCAUAAUCUUCAACUCUUCCCUGAUUCAGAGUAAACUAGUUAAGUGUAGAUGAUGGUGAUGAUUUAUUAAAGCUUUUGGAUGUGUAGUUAACCAAUUUUUCAAUAAAAAAUCAGAUAAAAAAACCCCAGAAACCCAAUGACACGCAAGUGUGCUUAUAUCCAGAAGUUUUUCUUCCUGCAUUUCUACUUGUGUGCUACAACACAAAUGAAACUCAGGAGGCUCACGUGUAGAUGUGCUCUUGGCAAAUCCUUAGCAUAAAAUAAAGACAUAGCAACCUCAGGUCUUGAGAUGUUUCAAAGUUAAAAGAGGUCCUGGUGUUAUGCUCCAGUUCUUGCAUCGUUUCACCUGCCCAUUCUGCUCUGUAUUCUAUGAUAAGGGGAGACCAGAGUGGAUGGCAUUUUUAAGGCAAUAGCACCUCUCAGCUGAUUCAAUGCUUUCAACUGGACUUUGAGUGAACCAAGUCCAUGCUUUCCUGGGGAAGUCAAAGUCCUCUCUCUGUGUGUGGUGCGUAUUUCACAGAAAUGUAAACCUAAGACCUCUUUUAAACUUUGUCUUAGCUUUCCAGAUUGUCAAGAUUUAAGGUGCACAGUGCUGCAAGAUAUAAGGCACUGUAAAACCUUGCAAGUAAAUUUUCAACACCUGGCUGCUGGUCCCUAUUAUGUUACCUUUACAAGCUAUUUCCUCCCUGUAGACAAAUGCCUCUUUUUUCCAGCAUGAAGGACUGA
Messenger RNA from Podarcis lilfordi (Lilford's wall lizard), 9555 nucleotides. NCBI's taxonomy places the organism in Eukaryota, Metazoa, Chordata, Lepidosauria, Squamata, Lacertidae. The record is from the annotation of a GenBank genome assembly.